UUAAUAGAAAGUCACCUAACUCAUCUUUCUUUGUUCUCUUUUUAACGAAGCGAGCGGCUGGCGGACCGAUGGACGGCCACAAGGAAACCGUUGGCAUGACGACUCCUGGAUUCCUGGAACCGUGUGUUUCCUUCCUGGAAACAGACCCCGACAUUUCGGGUUUCCACAAAGUGGAAGGGAUCUGUGAGAUCCAGCACAGAGCGGUGGGUCUGUCAAGCAUGAUCCCUGUGCUGGAAGACGGCCAAUCCGUCGAAGGAACAUCUUAUAUAUGCUCGGAUUGCGGGAAGAGUUUCUGCAGCAUCUCCAGCCUGAUCAGCCAUCAAAAGCGAAACCACUCGGGGGAGAAGCCCUACAAGUGCGCGGACUGCGGGAGGAGCUUCCACCAGAGCUCGGAUCUCGUGAAACACGAGAGGAUCCACACGGGAGAGAAGCCGUACAAGUGCACCGUGUGCGAGAAGCGCUUCAACCAGCGCUCCUACCUGAUCGUCCACCAACGCUUCCACACGGCGGAGAAGCCGUACAAGUGCUUCCUCUGCGGGAAGAGCUUCUGCUCCAACGCCCACCUCAUGACCCAUCAGAGGACCCACACGGGGGAACGGCCCUAUCAGUGUCCCGUGUGCGGGAAGCGUUUCACAACCAGCUCCAACUUUGUCAACCACAAAAAGACCCACACGGAAGAGAAGCCGUACAACUGCUCCCUCUGCGAGAAGAGCUUCAAGCGGAGCUCGUACCUGAUCCAGCACGAGAGGACCCACACGGGCGAGAAGCCGUACACCUGCCUCACCUGCGGGGAGAGCUUCGCUUCCAAUUCGGGCCUUGUGAAACACCAGCGGAGCCACACGGGGGAGAGACCUUACAAGUGCUCGUACUGCGGGAAGUGCUUCAGCCAGAGCAUGAUCCUCACGCAGCACGAGAGGACGCACACGGGCGAGAAACCUUGCAAAUGCCCGGCCUGCGGGAAAAGCUUUCGCUCCAGCUCAGAUCUCGUGAAGCACAAAAGGAUCCACACCGGGGAGAAACCCUACAAAUGUUCCCUGUGCGGGAAAAGCUUCACCACCAGUUCGGAUGUGGUGAAGCACGAGCGGACCCACACGGGGGAGAAGCCCUACAAAUGCGGCACUUGUGGGAAAAGCUUCAGCCAGAGCUCACACCUCAUGCAGCACCAGAGAAUCCACACGGGGGAGAAACCCUACUCCUGUCUGGUUUGUGGCAGGUGUUUUACCUGCAGCGCGCACUUAGUGGUCCACAAACGGACCCACAAAGACGGGGAAGUGUUAAAAGUAUAACCGUCGGUGUUGGUGGAUUUUGGGUUGUAUUUACUAGCAGGCCUUCUGUGUGUGUGUGCGUGAGAGAGAGAGGGAGAGAGAGAAAGAGAGAAAGUGAGGGAGAGAGAGAGAGCGGG
Messenger RNA from Thamnophis sirtalis, 1402 nucleotides. The record is from RefSeq and is a predicted model, not a curated record. Lineage: Eukaryota; Metazoa; Chordata; Lepidosauria; Squamata; Natricidae.